Molecule: messenger RNA, 1471 nt
Organism: Phyllostomus discolor (pale spear-nosed bat)
Lineage: Eukaryota; Metazoa; Chordata; Mammalia; Chiroptera; Phyllostomidae
Gene: GBX2
Product: gastrulation brain homeobox 2
Exons: 2
Coding region: 411-1457 (348 amino acids)
Biological process (GO): regulation of nervous system development; regulation of transcription by RNA polymerase II
Cellular component (GO): nucleus
Molecular function (GO): RNA polymerase II transcription regulatory region sequence-specific DNA binding; DNA-binding transcription factor activity, RNA polymerase II-specific
Source: RefSeq, a predicted model, not a curated record
GAGGAGCGCGAUUUAAAGGUGCUGGCGGCGCCCGCCGGAGACAAGUGCGCCAGCUUCGCGCGCUCCCCAGCGGCCCGCCGGAGGCUACGGACUGCCGGACGGACAGACGGACGGUCCAGGGCCGCGGAAGCGACGCGCGCAGGCUCCUACCGGCAAGAGGCGGGCAGCGGCUCCAGCGAGCCCGCCGCGGAGCCCGGGCGCCCUCUCCGCUCCGGGGCGCACGACCUCACCCCGCGUACCACCCGCAACCGCUGGGCAUGCAGCGGGCCCAGGACUGAGCGGCGGCGGCGUUUGCUCUCCGGCUAGCGCUCCGCCGCUGCCCGACGGUGCUCCAGGUGCCCGGCGGGCUUCCCGGCGGCGGCGCGGCGCAGGGACUUUUCGGCUCUCGCUGGCCUCUCCCGAGCGCGUCUAUGAGCGCAGCGUUCCCGCCGUCGCUGAUGAUGAUGCAGCGCCCGCUGGGGAGCAGUACCGCCUUCAGCAUAGACUCGCUGAUCGGCAGCCCGCCGCAGCCCAGCCCCGGCCAUUUCGUCUACACCGGCUACCCCAUGUUUAUGCCCUACCGGCCGGUGGUGCUGCCACCCCCGCCGCCGCCUCCGCCCGCGCUGCCCCAGGCCGCGCUGCAGCCCGCGCUGCCUCCCGCGCACCCUCACCACCAGAUCCCCAGCCUGCCCACCGGCUUCUGCUCCAGCUUGGCGCAGGGCAUGGCGCUCACCUCUACGCUCAUGGCCACGCUGCCCGGGGGCUUCUCCGCGUCUCCCCAGCACCAGGAGGCGGCGGCCUCCCGCAAGUUCGCGCCCCAGCCGCUGCCGGGCGGCGGCAACUUCGACAAGGCGGAGGCGCUACAGGCUGACGCGGAGGACGGCAAAGGCUUCCUGGCCAAGGAGGGCUCCCUGCUCGCCUUCUCUGCGGCCGAGGCGGUGCAGGCGUCGCUCGUCGGGGCUGUCAGAGGGCAAGGGAAAGACGAGUCGAAGGCGGAAGACGACCCGAAGGGCAAGGAGGAGAGCUUCUCGCUGGAGAGCGAUCUGGACUACAGCUCGGAUGACAAUCUCCCCGGCCAGGCGGCUCACAAGGAGGAGGACCCGGGCCACGUGCUGGAGGAGCCCCCGCCCAGCGGCAGCGCGGCGGGCAGCACCACGUCCACGGGCAAGAACCGGCGCCGGCGGACUGCCUUCACCAGCGAGCAGCUCCUGGAGCUGGAGAAGGAGUUCCACUGCAAGAAGUACCUGUCGCUGACUGAGCGCUCCCAGAUCGCCCACGCCCUCAAGCUCAGCGAGGUGCAGGUCAAGAUCUGGUUCCAGAACCGCAGGGCCAAGUGGAAACGGGUGAAGGCCGGCAACGCCAACUCCAAGACGGGGGAGCCCUCCCGGAACCCCAAGAUCGUCGUGCCCAUCCCCGUCCACGUCAGCAGGUUCGCGAUUAGAAGUCAGCACCAGCAGCUGGAGCAGGCCCGGCCCUGAGGGCCCAGGGAGGG